CCUUUAAGAGUGGCAGAGUUCUAGAAAAGGGUUGUCUCGCGCCUGCGCACGGGAGCCUUGACCUCGCGCUCAGUCAGCGCUGCUCGUGACUAUUUCUUGUUGUUAUUUUUUUUUUUAAAGGUGGUAGUUGGUGGUGGGGGAGGGGGAGUUAUAACGUUUUGCGUUCGAUUCUCAUAAUUGAACCAGUAGCAGUGCCCUCGUUACCAUAGCGACCUGUCCCUAGACGGGCCCGGCCUGGGACAGAGCCCCAGCAGCUGAGGCCAUGGAGGAACCUGGAGCAACCGCCCCGUCCUUCUCAGGAGAGGACAGCACCGCGUCCGAAGUGACAGAGAUCCGUGUAUCUGGCCCGCAGCCCCUGCGGCUCUUGGAGUGGAAGGUAUCGGCUGGAGCGGCCGUGAAAAUCGGGUCGGUGUUGGCGGUUUGCGUGCCCAUCGUAGUCCCAGCCCGUCCUGGAGCCUCACCCCCCGAGACCGGCCCUCAGCGGGCAGCCGAGCGAAAGGUCAAGGCGGAGCGGCCCGGAGUAGUGCGAGAGCUGUGCGCGCAGCGUGAACAGGUCAUCCCGCCUGGAGGUGUUUUGGUGAGGCUGGAGGGAUGCAGCCAUCCUGUUGUUAUGAAAGGAUUAUGUGCAGAGUGUGGGCAGGAUUUAACACAGUUACAAAGCAAGAAUGGAAAACAGAAUAUGCCAGUAUCCACAGCAACUGUAUCAAUGGUACAUAGUGUACCAGAAUUGAUGGUUAGCUCUGAGCAAGCUGAACAGUUAGGAAGAGAAGACCAGGAGAGAUUACGUCGAAAUCGAAAACUGGUGCUGAUGGUAGAUUUGGACCAGACAUUGAUCCAUACCACAGAACAGCACUGCCAACAGAUGUCUAACAGAGGAAUAUUUCAUUUUCAGUUAGGUCGAGGGGAACCUAUGCUGCAUACUCGGUUGCGUCCUCAUUGCAGAGAGUUCCUAGAAAAGAUUGCCAAGUUGUAUGAAUUACAUGUAUUCACCUUUGGAAGCAGACUUUAUGCACAUACAAUUGCAGCGUUCUUGGACUCCGAAAAGAAGCUUUUUUCCCAUCGAAUAUUGUCAAGGGAUGAAUGUAUAGAUCCAUAUUCUAAAACUGGGAAUCUUAGAAACUUAUUUCCUUGUGGCGAUUCCAUGGUUUGUAUUAUUGAUGACAGAGAGGAUGUCUGGAAAUUUGCACCAAAUUUGAUAACUGUGAAGAAAUACGUAUACUUUCAGGGCAUAGGAGAUAUUAAUGCACCACCUGGAUCAAGGGAAGCGCAAAUGAAAAAGACAGCAAAUCAAUCUUCAAAAGUAGCUGAGGCAUUGGGUCCAGCAGCAGUAACAAGAGACUCUGAAGAAGUAAAGGACGUUGGAAAUGUAGAACAAAGCAACGGUGUUCAAAAAUCUACAAAGGAAGUAAACGGCAAUAACUCUGUUGCCAAUGAGACCUCAUCCUGGGAUUUGAAUUCUAAUGAUAGAGCUAAAGUUAGAGACUCCUUAAGUGAUUCUGAUCACAUAGAGGAUGUUACUAACACAAAUGAUACAAGUGCCAAGGAGUCUCAAGUGUGUUCAGACCAUGAUAAUAGGACAGUUGUAGGCAAGCCACAGAUUCAAAACAAGUCAGCCAAUUAUUUGGACUUUGAAUUGUCAAGUGAUAGUGAAAGCGACGGUGGUUUGGAUGCUAGGAAAUCAUCUUCUUCUGCCUCAGAUAGUGGAAAUGAAGGAAAGAGAAGCUGGAGAAAAUCAAAGCAGUCUGUACAGGAAGAAAGUACAAUGCUUCUUCUGGGAACUGAUACUAAUGUUGAAAAGACUGGACAGUCAAACCAUUCUGGAGACUCUUUAUCCUCGCCUAGCAUCAAUCCGCAUCCCAAGGCAUUUGAUCUGGAAGUACAUGAAGAGAGUGAACAAGACAGCCUUUGUAGCUUAGGAAAUGGAUGUGUGGACAAGAAAGAGGCAGAGACAGAAUCUCAAAAUAGUGAACAAUCUGGGAUAACUGUGGGAGAAUCUUUAGAUCAAAGCAUGGAGGAAGAGGAAGAUGAUGAUACAGACAGUGAUGACCAUUUAAUAUAUCUUGAAGAGAUUCUUGUUCGGGUGCACACAGAUUAUUACUCAAAGUAUGAUAAAUAUGUGAGAAAAGAAACUGAUGAAAUUCCAGAUAUAAGAAAAAUAGUCCCAGAACUGAAACAAAAAGUGUUGUCAGAUGUGACCAUAUUAUUUAGUGGAUUAUACCCAACAAAUUUUCCCAUAGAAAAAACACGUGAGCAUUAUCAUGCUACUGCACUUGGAGCUAAGAUUGCAAAAAACCUAGUAUUGAAUGAAGAUGACCCCAAUAGGCCAACCCACGUUAUUGCAGCAAGAGCUGGCACCGAAAAAGUCAGACAAGCUCAGAACUAUAAAAAUCUCCAUAUUGUAAAUCCAGACUGGUUAUGGAGCUGCUUGGAGCGUUGGGACAAAGUGGAAGAACAGCUGUUUCCUUUGAAGGAUGACUACCUUAAAACACAAAGAGAGAACAGUCCUGCCAUGUUUCCAGAUAUACAUAGCGCUUUCCAGACUGCCCUUUUUCAUCCAACUCCCAUUCAUCCAAAGUGUCAGCCUCCUCCUGAAGUUCGGCUUUAUGAUCCCAACACUGGAAAACUAAUUAGGAAAGGAUCUCAAAAUGCCAACCAGUCUCUGUAUAUUCAACCACCAGCUCCUCCCCUCACUCUACCAGUCCAUGGGGAACAUUCCUUAUUCAGAGUUGUUCAACCACAUCAACAGCUUUUUGAUGAAGAGGAGAUGCCAGCAAAUGAGAGUGAUGAACCCGACCCAUCAAAACGGAAACGCCAGCCAAGUAUGUCUGAGACAAUGCCACUAUAUACUCUCUGUAAAGAGGAUUUAGAAAGUAUGGAUAAAGAGGUUGAUGACAUAUUAGGAGAAGGCAGUGACGAUAGUGACAGUGAAAAAAAGAAGGCAGGAGAUGGAAAGGCAGCACCACAGAGUAAUGCAAAAGAAGCUCUAAAUAUAAAAAUAGAAGAGAGGCCUGUAUCAACAUCUUCAAGUGAAAGAAGCUUGACAGGCAGCGUACCCAGGGGUCAUAAGAGAAAGCUGGUUGAAGAUGAUGGUGCCAGUGAAUCCAGUAAAGGCUCCAGCAAUGAAGAUGAGGAGGGCAGCAGCUCAGAGGCAGAUGAAAUGGCAGCAGCACUGGAAGCUGAACUGAAUGACUUUAUGUAACCUCCAUAUGGAAGGGAAUUUUAUAGCCAUUUAGAAUUCCAGUGGUGGAUGUUUUCUUGUCCCCUUGAGAAGAUGGUGUAUAUUUUGCAAAGCAACAUAGGAGCUGAUAAUGCAUUAUUUACAAAAUCUGAAAUAAGAUGUUUUUAAGGUGUUUUACUCAAGGAAUGUAUACUUUUUAAAAGGAAAAGUAUUAAAGGAAGACUUGGUGUGAUGCCAAGACAUGUUAUGAGCUCUGCAGAACCUUCUUAUAUAACAGAGAGUAGUACAAAAAUUUGCAGCUGAACAUUUUAAAAAUAUUGCCAUGAUGGCUUUGGGUACCAAGCUUCAGAAAGAAGUCCUGAGGAAUAUAUUGCAUGGAUGAAAUAAAAGAUCCUGAUCAGGAUAUGUUUUUUUCACAGUGAGAUCUUAUCAAAUAGAAAGAUUUUUUAAAAAGAAUUUAUAUUUGUAUAGGACCUAAGAAUGCUAUAUGCAAGCUUUGUGAACUCUGCACUUGACCUACCUGCCACUUGCUUCUAAGAGAAUAUAUGAUGGUUGAUUCCCAUGUUUUUAAGUUACUUUGUGGAUUAGUUGUAUCUUUUAGGGGAGACCAUUUCGAUUUUUAACUUUACUUCUCUGUAAUUGCAGUUCUAGCACAGCCUACUCUGUGUAUUGUACUGCCAUAAAAACCAUAUUCAUUCAUUUUGUGUUGUGUUUGGAAGGAAUUGCUGCUAGCUAAUUCCAGAUAGCAUUUU
Molecule: messenger RNA, 3930 nt
Organism: Rhineura floridana
Lineage: Eukaryota; Metazoa; Chordata; Lepidosauria; Squamata; Rhineuridae
Gene: CTDP1
Product: CTD phosphatase subunit 1
Exons: 13
Coding region: 263-3199 (978 amino acids)
Cellular component (GO): nucleus
Molecular function (GO): RNA polymerase II CTD heptapeptide repeat phosphatase activity
Source: RefSeq, a predicted model, not a curated record